AUGACACUUGCUGAAGAGAAUUUAGUUGGACAAAAACCUGUUGGCCUUUUCAUUGAUGGUCAAGACACCGUUUACGUAGUUAAUCGAGAAAGUGGCCAGAUUUUGUUAUGGUCAAAUGGAUCUUCAACUCCAACAAUAACUAUUUCGACAAAUUUGACCAAUAUAUGGAGUCUUUUUGUCACAAUUGAUGGUGACAUUUAUGCUGAUAAUGGCAUUGAGAAUGGUUACGUCAAUAAAUGGACACUCAAUGGAACAAGAAAUGGAAUUGAAGUAAAUAUCCAUGGUUGGUGUACAGGUCUUUUCGUCGGCAUCAACUAUCAUUUAUAUUGUUCUUCGACUAAUAACCAUCAUGUGAUUACGAUACCACUCAACAAUGGCCAAACUGUACCGAUAGUAGUGGCAGGCACAGGAUGUUCUGGUCCUGUGCCUAAUAUGCUUGAUCAUCCACAUGGUAUUUUUGUCGAUAAUAAACUUAAUUUAUAUGUAGCCGACACUGGUAAUAAUCGAAUUCAAUUUUUCGCACCUGGUAAAAAGAAUGCUAAAACAAUUGCUGGCUUUGGAGCAAUUGUAUACUUCAUAUUGAAUAGGCCAACAGAUAUUGCACUCGAUGCCGAUGGCUAUCUAUAUAUUGUGGAAAGUGAAAAUCAUAGAAUCAUUCGAUCAAUUCCAAAUGGCUUUAAAUGUUUGGUAGGAUGUGCUGGUGACAGUGGAAAAACAUCAAGUCAACUGAAUUAUCCACAAACAAUGACUUUUGACACAAUGGGGAACAUAUUUGUGAGUGAUUUCAACAAUCACCGAGUUCAAAAAUUCCAGUUAAUAAAAAAUUUAUGCGGUAUGUCUAUUUCUAUUAUAGCUGAGUAA
Molecule: messenger RNA, 861 nt
Organism: Rotaria sp. Silwood1
Lineage: Eukaryota; Metazoa; Rotifera; Eurotatoria; Philodinida; Philodinidae
Source: the annotation of a GenBank genome assembly